AACACACGUGUCACCCAUAAAACGAAUAGGCAGGUGAUAGGUGCAGAAAAUGAUCUGUCAAAAAACACAGAAAACACUCCAAGGCCAAUACUAUGUCAAAUGUGGCUCACUUAUUAAAUGAAAGGAUGAACGUGGCACAUAAGAAGAUAAGGUUAUUUUUCAGGGCAGGGAUUGGGGCGGGAGAUUUGGGGAUGUGGGUGUGGGGAAUUGGGUGGAGGAAUGGAGGUGUGGAGGAGGAGGAAGAGGGAGUGCAUGGAAAGACAUGGAGGAGUUUAUGUAUAAAUGCAGUGAUCAUUCACAUCUAGUCUGGUCGUAGGAAGGUUUGAGUUAGCCACGAUGAUUGGCCUGAUUGUUGUCACACUUCUGGGCGCUGCAGCUGCAGCACCUACAGAUGACAGGAUUGUGGGUGGCUACCGGUGUCCAGCCCACUCUCAACCCUGGCAGGUGUCUCUCAAUGUCGGCUACCACUUCUGCGGCGGCUCCCUCAUCAACGAACAGUGGAUCGUCUCUGCUGCCCACUGCUGGCAAAACCCCUUUGCACAGAUUGCCGUCUUGGGAGACAACCACAUCUGGCAGAACGAAGGCACGGAGCAGUACAUGUCAGUUGAUGCCAUCUACUGGCAUCAGAGUUACGACUACAAGACCCUAGACUACGACAUCAUGCUGAUGAAGCUGGCGCACCCUGUCACUGUGAACCAGUACGUCAAGCCUGUAGCCCUGCCCAAAGCCUGCCCCACACCCGGGGACAUGUGCACGGUGUCUGGAUGGGGGAACAUCUACACUGAUCAAGUGUUCAACCCGUUUUACCUUCAGUGUGUGGAAGUCCCCAUUCUGUCUAACAAGGACUGUGAUGGUUCCUACCCCGGCAUGAUCACUGACCGCAUGGUGUGUGCUGGAUACCUGGAGGGAGGAAAGGAUUCUUGUCAGGGUGACUCUGGUGGUCCUCUGGUGUGUAACGGGGAGCUGCAGGGUAUUGUCUCAUGGGGCCAGGGCUGUGCUCAACCCAACUACCCGGGCGUUUACACCAAAGUGUGCUCACUGAUGCCCUGGAUCAACGAUAUUCUCUCCACAUACACAUCUAGUCUGGUCGUAGGAAGGUUUGAGUUAGCCACGAUGAUUGGCCUGAUUGUUGUCACACUUCUGGGCGCUGCAGCUGCAGCACCUACAGAUGACAGGAUUGUGGGUGGCUACCAGUGUCCAGCCCACUCUCAACCCUGGCAGGUGUCUCUCAAUGUCGGCUACCACUUCUGCGGCGGCUCCCUCAUCAACGAACAGUGGAUCGUCUCUGCUGCCCACUGCUGGCAAAACCCCUUUGCACAGAUUGCUGUCUUGGGAGACAACCACAUCUGGCAGAACGAAGGCACGGAGCAGUACAUGUCAGUUGAUGCCAUCUACUGGCAUCAGAGUUACGACUACAAGACCCUAGACUACGACAUCAUGCUGAUGAAGCUGGCGCACCCUGUCACUGUGAACCAGUACGUCAAGCCUGUAGCCCUGCCCAAAGCCUGCCCCACACCCGGGGACAUGUGCACGGUGUCUGGAUGGGGGAACAUCUACACUGAUCAAGUGUUCAACCCGUUUUACCUUCAGUGUGUGGAAGUCCCCAUUCUGUCUAACAAGGACUGUGAUGGUUCCUACCCCGGCAUGAUCACUGACCGCAUGGUGUGUGCUGGAUACCUGGAGGGAGGAAAGGAUUCUUGUCAGGGUGACUCUGGUGGUCCUCUGGUGUGUAACGGGGAGCUGCAGGGUAUUGUCUCAUGGGGCCAGGGCUGUGCUCAACCCAACUACCCGGGCGUUUACACCAAAGUGUGCUCACUGAUGCCCUGGAUCAACGAUAUUCUCUCCACAUACUCCUAG
Messenger RNA from Perca fluviatilis (European perch), 1857 nucleotides. RefSeq names its product transmembrane protease serine 9-like. The coding region runs from base 337 to 1857 and encodes 506 amino acids. Gene Ontology annotation, molecular function: serine-type endopeptidase activity. Lineage: Eukaryota; Metazoa; Chordata; Actinopteri; Perciformes; Percidae. The record is from RefSeq and is a predicted model, not a curated record. Gene Ontology annotation, biological process: proteolysis. The transcript is spliced from 10 exons.